Messenger RNA from Mycetomoellerius zeteki, 481 nucleotides. RefSeq names its product zinc finger protein 558-like. The transcript has 2 exons. Bases 38 to 481 code for a protein of 147 amino acids. The record is from RefSeq and is a predicted model, not a curated record. NCBI's taxonomy places the organism in Eukaryota, Metazoa, Arthropoda, Insecta, Hymenoptera, Formicidae.
CGACGUUUUUCCCAAAAGAAAUUUGCAUUGAAACAUCAUGGGUGCCAUCUUAUCAAGGAAUAGAGAAAGCAGAGAUUAUUCCAGAAAUCUACGUUCUAUCCCUGAUAUAAUUCAAUUACGGAACGUCUGCUGCAAAUGUAAUGUUCAGUUUGAAACAAAGAAGAAUUUGGACGAACACAUGCAAAGAGUCCAUGCCGGAACAUUUUACAUGUGUAAUUAUUGCAAUUUAAUCAUCAAGAAUUGGUCCCUGUUCAAACAUCAUAUUUAUUUAUAUCACAACGACGUGGUAUUUUGUUCUUAUUGCUAUAAAGCGUUUACCGAUUAUUUGAGUUUACAUCUGCACUGGAAAAUGCAUGAACCGUUCGAGUGCGAAAUAUGUAAGGAUACGUUUGUUACUCUAUUGAGUUUGAAGGAACACCAUGAUGCAUUACAUCAGAACACAUCAUUCCAACGAACGUUUUUCCGUCGUUUUAGAAGAUAA